Molecule: messenger RNA, 1656 nt
Organism: Paramisgurnus dabryanus
Lineage: Eukaryota; Metazoa; Chordata; Actinopteri; Cypriniformes; Cobitidae
Product: erythroblast NAD(P)(+)--arginine ADP-ribosyltransferase-like
Molecular function (GO): NAD+ poly-ADP-ribosyltransferase activity; NAD+-protein-arginine ADP-ribosyltransferase activity
Source: RefSeq, a predicted model, not a curated record
GUGGAGGGGGGUUGGCAAGAUGGCGGCUGCCGUUGAAAGACAUUGAGGGUGUCUCGCGGAGCUCCGCAUGAAAUCUCCUGCGGCGAUUCAUUGUUUUUAACGAGUGUUAUCGUCCGUGUUUUAUGCGAUCGCGCUUCAGGAAGACGCAAGCUAUCGUCAACACAGGUGACUAGCUGAGAGUCGCACAGACGCUGCAGGGGAAGCAAAAGCGAGUAGCUACUUUCAAAAGCUUAACUGGAUUUAAGGAGUAGGAGUCUUCAGCAUACAAAUCAUCAGUGCCUGAACAGACCCGGAAAACCUGUACCAGACCAGUGAAAAGAUUCUUCACUGUACCUUUUUCAUAUCUGAUAUCCAUUUUUUGUUCAUCUGUGGAUUGAGACUAAAUCGGGAUGUUGGCCACUGCAGCUCUUAUUCUCAUUGUCACCAGUAAAGCUGUCCUAGGAAAGGAUGAUAAAGAGCCUGGUGAUGGACAGAUAUAUCCAUUAGAUAUGGCACCGGAUUCAGUUGAUGACAUGUAUGAUCGUUGCACAGACAAGAUGGAAGUGCGGGUGCUAACAACAUAUUUAAACAAAGAAAUCUGUCCUAACAUCUCUUUCUUUGGGGACGUUUGGUUGUCUAGUACAGGACGAAUGCCUGGACUAGAUCAACUGAAAAUCCACAAUUUAAUUGCAAUUCAUAUGUACAGUCGUUAUGUGAUAUAUGAACCGUUCAAUCAGGAUGUUAGGACUGGUAAACAAAAAUACCAAAACAACACAUACACGUGGUAUUCACUUCACUUCUUUUUGACACAAGCAAUACAGAUUCUAAAGAAAACUCAAACAGAAUGCAUGGUAACUUAUCGUGGUACCAAUGUUACGUUUAAUGAGUCUGUUCUAUACAAAGAGAUCCGGUUUGGUUCAUUUGCAUCCUCCUCUCUUGAUCGUGAAGUAGCAAGGGAAUUUGGAAUUGAAUCUUGUUUUGAAAUCGAGACUUGUCAUGGUGCCAAUGUGUCAAAAUAUUCCCAGAAACCUGAUGAAGAAGAGGUGCUGAUUCCCCCAUAUGAGACAUUUAAUGUCACUGAUAUAAGAAAGGAUGACUGGUGUAAGACUGUGUUUAAACUGAAUAGCACUGGUAUAAGAAGUGACUUAAACUGUGCUGUGGCAUCAGCCAAGCCCCAGAUAUCACAAUGCUAAUCUCUCUGGCUGAUUGGCUUUUAUAUUAUCAUAUAAUCUUUUUUAUAAUAAGUGUCGCUGUCAUUGUACUAACAUUUCAUAAAUCAAUCCUAAUGUUUUUGUUUUGUAAGAUUGCACUGAGCAUUAACUUCAAUUAAUGUUUAAAACUGUCUCCUUUUUACUCUGAUUCACAGUGUUACGCUUAUAAUAAUGAUUUAUAAUUUGAGCUGUCAGGUCUGAUUUUGCAAGCAACUUUAUGUGUUAAAUAAGAUAGAGAAACAAAGUGAAGGAUUGCAGCUUUAAGGACCUGAAUAAGAAUUGUUCAGAGGUUUUUAUUAGAAUAUGCAGUAUUACAUGCAACUUAAUUUUAUGUUUUUGUGCAUAUUUGUUGUCAUAUUUGAUGCACUUUGCCAUCAUGCUUUGAAAACCAUGUUUUAAAUAUCAGUUAAGCAAAAAAUCCAAAAGCAUUUGUCAAUUAUAGCAUUAAUAAACUGCACUUACUGUA